AUGAAAAAAAGGAAGGUUUGGAAGUUUCGAAUGUCAUCUUUGAAUUUUCAAGUAAACCACCACAAUCACACUUCUCAGUUUAGUGACUUCUUAAGUGAACUAAAAAAAGCAGAGUUAGCGCACUUAUGGCGUAGCUGUUUUAAUAACCAUCGAAGUAUCUUGCAAAAUAAUAUCCACUGUCGUGUAUCAAAGACAACGACUUGCAAAUCAAUUUUGGAUAAUUUUAUGGAUGUACUUUCAAACCCACAGAAUUUGAACUUCGUUAAAUGUCUUAACUGCACAUAUAAUCAGAAUGAACUCAUUAUGGAUUAUGAUGUUGUUGGAGUAUCUCUCUAUGAUGUAAUCAAGUAUAGUCCCGGUCGCCUACAAAAUCACAACACACUGUUAUUUCUCACUUAUCAGGCAAUUCAUACCAUCACUCAAUUACACGAAAUAAAUUUACCCCAUGGUGGUAUAACAUUGGAUAAUAUAUUUGUAGACGAAAAGUUCAACAUCUUUCUUGGUCUCCCAAAAGCCAUUGACUUUCUGUCAAACAUGAAGACAAAUGAGUUACACGAAGAGGAAAAUACCACAGAUAUCGAUAUUGCGGUGUGCAGUAGUAGUAAGUUGUCCACGAUGACAACUAACUGGAUACUUCACAAAGUCACAAACUAUGAUUACCUGAUGUUUCUAAAUGAACUGGCUGGUCGACAUAAGGGGGAUCCAUCAAACAGUGCAAUUUUACCAUGGAUAACAAAUUUUGAUAUGCCUUUGGGACAGUUAAGGGAUUUAACAAAAUCAAAGUAUCAUUUGUGUAAAGGAGAAGAUCAAUUGGAUGCAAAUUUUACGACAUCUCUAUAUAAUCAUGCAAUAUCUAAGCGUCCUAGUUGGCCACUAGGUACUUAUAAUGUGGAAGAAGAUUAUGAUAUUAGGAAUCAUCAUCAGGAUUUUAUGAAAUUGUGUAAUGAUUUGGGUACCUGUAGUAUAAGUAAUGCAGAUACCAACUUGGCGUGCAAUAAUGUAGAUGCAUGUAUAUCUAAUGAUAACAGGAAAAAUAAUACGAAUUAUACUUUUUCUCCUCACCAUUUGUUGGAUAUAAUGCCUGAUUUAGCAUACUACACAUACAUGGCUAGAAAAACUCCCUUGUCCUUGUUGACACAGUUUGUACGUCCUGUUUAUCAACCUCAAGAAUUUCCAACGACUAUUGCACGAUUAUAUGAAUCUACUCCAGACGAGUGCAUCCCGGAGUUUUUCACAGAUCCGUCAGUUUUCUCUUCUAUUCACCCCGAUAUGGCUGACCUUGGCCUGCCGUCUUGGUGUUCUUCUCCUGAAGAGUUUAUUAAAUAUCACUCUAAACUUCUGGAAAGUGAUGAAGUAUCUAGUAAUUUGCACCACUGGAUCGAUCUAAACUUUGGAUACAAAUUAUUCGGUUCAGCUGCAGUGAAUGCUAAAAAUGUUCAUCUAGAAUUGGCAGGUGAUCAAACUGCUUUACGUUGUACCGGUGUCGUAUGUUUAUUUCGUACACCACAUCCUCAAAGAAUUUGUAGUAAAAAAUUAUCAAAAUAUUUUGGUGCGACACUACCAGAUAUAUUUCAAAUGGAUGUAAAUCCUCCAACUUCUAAACACAAUUCAGUCGGUAUGAAAAUGCAUGCAAAUAACUCUCCAAAUGAAGGGUCUUUGAGAAAAAACAAUCAUACUCUACCGAAGUCCAUUUCUAGUUCUAAGGUUAAUCACACUAUAAAACUGCCAACAGGCGAUAGAGAUCUAUGUUUCAAAAAUAGAAUAUGGCUUCCUGAUGAUUAUGAUCCGUUAGAAUUAAUUAAUAUGCAUCAAAAUCUGUGCAAAUUUCUGUACAUUGAAACACAUAUACAAGAUUUAAAUGAUCUAGAACCUAUUCAAUCAUCAAAGCUGAAUACUUAUGAUAAUGAUUUUGACAAUUUAUUCAAAAUUGAUCUGGAAUCAUUGGCUUGUCUCAUUGUUGAAUUAAGUUUAUUUUCAAUAGUCAAUUAUGUUGAAGUUAAUAAAUGGAGUCAUGGGGAACGUGUUAAUUUUGCACGUUUGCAAGCACGUUUACAUUGGGAUAAAAUACCAAAUUGUCUUCAUGAUGCUGUUAAUUCUGUUUUACAUCCAUUUGAUCAAAAUCUUAUUGGAGAACAAUUUGAUGAACGUUUUUUACCAACUGUAGAUAUUUUUCUUCAUUUAAUAUGCGAAUUUCCACCUUAUAUUUUCGAUUUAUUAUAUAUUCGAGAUUGGCUAAUUAAUAUCGAUUCCAACCAAUCAUUUCAACAGUUACAAUCGUUCUCACCCUACAUACCAAAAACAUGCUUGUUUUCAGCAUUUUUCCCUAGUAAUCAUCAAAGUGAAUUGUAUAAUUUGGUAAAUUUGUCAACUGUUCACAUUCCAAUUGAUGUAAUCAGAUUACUAUAUCCAUAUAUUCAAUCAGCAGUGUAUGCAAAUCCUAAUUGGUUUGUGAAUAUUUUAAAUUCAUCCAAAAUGUUAGAGCUGUUUUCAACAAUAGGAGGUCUUGAAUUCAUACGAUCACAUAUUCUCCCACUAAUUAUCUAUCUAUACAAACCUGAACAAAUUAAACGUAUGUCAAGUGAUAUCUCCCCGAGAAUUCCUCUUGCUUUACUAUAUUCACGUUUAUUUCUACGUCGUUUAUUGGCUUAUUUAAAUGUGAACACAUUUCUUGUACAUAUUUUACCUUAUAUAACCCUUAGUCUUAUUGGUGGCAGUAUAAACGCUUUAUCUGAUGAAAAUAUUGUAUGGCAUCAAAGAAGUUAUUCUGGCCUUACAAAUGAACAAAUAGAUUCUAAGAAUUCAAAUACUAACCAAAACACGCCUAAAUCAUUAAGUCGUAAUCUAGAAUUAAAUGACGAAUCUUUAAUAUAUGAUCAAGAAGAAAAUAUAUCAGCACAUUGCGAUUUAUUGUUUUAUAAACAAGAUGUUAUGAAUGUAGAUGA
Schistosoma mattheei is the source of this 2942-nucleotide messenger RNA. Lineage: Eukaryota; Metazoa; Platyhelminthes; Trematoda; Strigeidida; Schistosomatidae. The record is from the annotation of a GenBank genome assembly.